AAUAGGAGAAAAUCGAAAAGAGCAAUUAGUAAGGAAAAGAUUGUGCCUUGGAUAUACUGGAUUAAAUAAAUCUUUACAUUUGAUUGGUAAAAAUCCAACAGGUAGAUGUGAGUGUGGUAUGGAUAUAGAAACAGUAGAACAUUUAAUAAUUAAUUGUGGAAAAUAUACAGCAAGUAGAGAGAAGCUAAAACAAUAAAUUAGGAAAUAUGAUAUAGACAUAUUUAAACAUAAUAAGAUAUUAAUUAAACACCAAAUAAAUAAAGCGGUUAUUACAUUUUUCAAGGUAACAGUAACAUGUAAGAAUUUAGCUUGGGGGAGAUGCUGUGGUACACACUCCAGCCAGUAGAUGGCGUGUUAACGUUAGAUGUAACCCGCCACUACAAAUCACCAAGAAGAAGAAGAAGAGCUUUCUGCUUCCGAAUCUGCUUGGUAAAGGUAAGGCGUGUUUGUGUUCUGUCCAUAAAAGAUAUUAUUUCAAUAUUUAAUUUAAUUACUAUAUUAUUAGAACUGCUUACUGUUGUUAAAUUUUAUGUGUUCUUUAAGAAAUGUGAUGGAUUUUAAAAGUUUGACUGCUGUGGAAUAUGUUGUUGUGGCUCUGAUAGCGUAGCUGCUAGCUUGAUGGAAUAUUUUUUCCACGACAAAACCGGAACCGCAAUUUGUUCACAUGUUAGCAAUUUGCUAACUGGCUUUCGUAAAAGCUGUUAGACUAUAAAAUCUCUGUUAACAUCAAGCUGAUCAGCUGAAAUAAGGCAAUUUUGUUUUACCUCAACCUAGAGCUAUUGUGACUUGCAGAAAUGGCCACAAAUAACCAGAACUAGCAUAUUAAGCUAAUUCACUGACUCAGUUGCUUCGGAUACAGAUACUCUCAGCUGCCGUCUUGUGCCGACAGUGAAAAACAGCAGAACUACAUAAUAUUAGCUUGGUAUGAUGUAAAUUAUCAUUUUUGUUUGAAUUACAUGAAAUAACUUCAUAAUCUGAGUUUUUAUCAUUAUGUUUGGCCUAUCAAUAAUUUCAAAUAAAACAUAAAAUAUCUUGGUUUAUUUUGUUCAUCCGAACCACAACCUCGAGGUUCUCCGUUGUUGAGUUUCACCGGAAAUUCCGCGGAGAAAUAUCUGUAGCGCAGCAGCUGCGAUACAGUCUCCCCACUAGAGUAGAACUGAACCGAACCAAACAUGAACGUAUUUCAUUGCCUAACGAAAGAAAAGGAAGCAAAAAGAUUUUGGCUAAAAAAAUCUAAACUUGAAAAGAGAACACAAAAUGCGUUAUGUGUACUAGUGUGAUUGUAUGGAUAAAAGCAACCUGAAGAAAACCCGCAGCCGCAGAAACUGAGUCAGUGAAGUAGCUAACUAUGCUAGCUCAAGUUAUUUGCAGCCAUUUCUUCAAGUUGCCAUCCCUCCCCCAAUAACUGUGGUGUGUGGUAAAACAGUAUUGCCACAUAUUGCCACGUUUAAGCUGUGAUAGGUCCCACAUAUUUUGUAGUGUAACACUCUGAAGAAAGCCAGUUAGCAAGUUGUUAACAUGUAAACACAUGUGCGCGGAAGUAACGCCUAUAAAUCACACAAAGCAUCAUGGGAGCUAGAAAUUUGCUGGAAAGAAGAUAAAUGUUUUAGACCCACAGGAAGCUAAUUAAGUGAUGCAGUGUUUUUAAGUCUCGUAAUUUUGUUCGUAUCUUCACAUGUAACAUCUCUGUUUUUGUAAAGUAUAUUUUUUAACCAAGUUGUAAAGUGUACUUAUGUUUGCACCAGUUGUGAAAAAUAUAUUGGCCUUGUUUAGAAACCUUAGAACAGUUUUAACUUUAUUCUUGUACUUAAGAAAAAAAUAGUAACCUAUUUUUAAAAUAUAUAUAUAUAUUUACGGUCCUUUUUUAAUUGAAAUUUAUUUUGCUUCUAUUUACAGCUUCUCUCUUGUGCGAGACUUUGUGAUUUGGAAGUUUUCCACUGCUGCCUGCUACGAAUCUCACCUCUGCAUCACGACACCAUCUUAUUAAUUCACUUAUACUGAUACCUCUUAAUAAUACAGAGAUAUAUUUUAUCUAGAUAUUAAGACAAGCACAUAGUUACAUUGAGUUAAAAGCAUUCACAAACACAUAUAAUAUUGUUUAAAUAACCAGCUUCCCCCCCCCCCCAGGUGUCUUCUUUUUUUAUUCUGCUGUUACAGGAUGCCACGUAGAGGACGACGCUCUGAGGCGGCCAAGGUGAGAUGGAGGAAGCUGGAGAUUGUGCCGGUCGACGCCAAGCCUGGGACACCACCGCUCACAACCAGCGCUUGGAACCCAACUCGGUCUCCGCCAAAGAAGAUGUCCCCACUGCUGGACGGUGGCCUGCCCAACCAGGUGUCGCCUCCCAUGGUGCGUCAGGAGGAGCCCCGUGUGCCACCGACCUCUCCUGGGUCACGCCGUGGGACGGGGCGUCGCCAUCGGGUGGAGACGUGGCCAGCCUCCCGGGUGACCAGACGGAGCUGCAAGUUGGUUCUGCCUACUGCCGAGGCUCUGGAGAAGAAGUUUGCUCUUUUGGUUGGUGAUUCCCAUCUGCGUGCUAUUGUGGAUGGGUAUUCUACCAUGCCAAAGGGCGACUUCUUCUUAGGGGUGCUUGCAUCCCCCGGUGCCUCUGCGGAAGAGUUGCGGCUUGAGGUGCUGGAUGCAGUUCUGCCUCGGCCCCCCGAGGUGAUCUGUCUUCUGGCCCCAAGUAACAACUUAACCGCCAGCAGGACCUUCGUGGAGGCCGGAGCGGCGUUUGACGCUUUGUUGAGUACCGUCUGCAACCUCUCUGCUAAUGUGGUCGUUGUGGACUUUCCACCGCGCCUUUGCGUGGAGGACAGUGUGCAACAGCUGCUGCGGCAGGAGUUUCAACGUGUGGCUGCUCAGAGAAGUGUUCGGUACUUGCCUGUCACUGAACACUUCCCAUUGAGCAGCCUGGCUUUGUGGAGCAGGGAUGGCGUUCACCUGAGCGACCAUCCUGGGAUGGAGGUCCUUGCUCAGUUGCUUGAGGCGGCGGUCUGCUCGCAACUUGAGUUAAGUGCAUCGAAAUCUCCUGCUCCUGUGAUGUUGGCUCCACCCCCCCUUGGGACGGCUUCCCCCCCCGCGGUGAGACGUUGCCUGACCCAGCCGGUUGUGGUUACCGAAGUUGCUGCUCCGCGUCGUUCGGAGCCCUACGCCUGGACUGUGGUUGGUGGUGGUCGGAAGGGAGACCUGCUGGACUCUUCCAUCCCCCUGAAUCCUGUGUGCUUCAGCCCAGCGUUGCUGGAGGACAUGGACCGGAUCGUUCCUGCGUCUGGCCUUGAAACUCCGCUACCUAUAUGUUCUCCGAAGGUGGAAAAGAAGGCGAGUGCGAAGCGUCGUUCCAUUUCCGAUCCCUACAAGCUGAAUCCAGUGGAGCAGCAGAUGGAGGGAGCGUCGAGAGAGAGCAACAACAAAGCUCGUCGCCAGGCACAAAGUCCGGUCCCCCCGAUGGACGUCCAGGGCGAGUCCUCUUCCGUGCCACAGGAGGACCAUUUUUGGGAUGGGAGCUGCAAGGCUUCUGCGUUGGAACCCGGGAUCAGCGGUCCACCUGUCCUGUUGGUAAGUGCUACACAUUCCCAGGCCGACAAGAGGUAUGCUGCAUUUUCCCGUAAUCACCAGUGCACAUGCAUGGCACUCACAUUUUUAGCUUACCACAAUGAGGGGUUGCAGUUUGACACAGUGAUGCUUGAUAGAGUGAUUGAAAAAGGAGACCAACUUUAUGCCGGCGUUAAACAGCAACUGAUCAGUGAUGGAACAUUUCGUGACAAUCACUUGACGUUUGAACAGAUGCCUGACCAUGUACUCACAGAUAGGAACAUCUAUGCAGUACACACAACUGGUUUAAGGGUAGGUCAUGUUUUUGCUCGUAGCAGGAGCACUCAAGGAUCUCGACAAUUGGGUUUGCAUCUUGCCCUGCAACUGAAAUGUCUGUCGGAAAAUGUAACCCAUGCUUUCCUUUUGGUGACUCCAGAGUGCAUUGCAGUUUUCAGGGACAGAAGCGGUCGGUUUGGAGUUUUUGAUUCCCACUCAAGAAAUUCAGCAGGCCUGCCCCACCCCAGUGGAACUGCAGUAAUGAUGACUUUCUGCAACCUGUCUGACUUGGUCAGCCAUCUAUUGAAGCUCUUUCGAAAUCGCGGCCCCAAUGCCACCUAUGAGUUUGUGCCAGUAGGUUUUGACAGGGAAAAUGAAGAUCAUCCUCAGAACUUGACUUUUGACAACAUUUCACCCGUAGCAACACAGGUAAGUCCAACUGCUUUGAAAUCAGAGAGUCCGUCUGAUGAGGAAAUGCCUCCUUGGCUUAGGGAAGUUGCAAACGUAUUAGAGGAGAGACCUACAACCGUUACAAAUUUGUCAAAAGUGCCAAAAACCGAUAGAAGAAAAAUUAAAAACAGGAUCAAAACACAACAGAGACAGAAUGUAGGAAGUAAAAUGAAACAAAGUUCAUCUGAAAAAGAGAGAUAUCUGACAUCUCCAACAUUUAGGACCAAAAAGCUACAGGCCGUAAAAGAAAAAUACAUUCUUCAUCAAGUAGAGAGGAAGGAUCACUUAAAUAAUAGAUAUAGAACAGAUGCAUCUUUCCGGAAGAGACGAAGAAAUUACAUGAAGGACAGAUUCAAUUUUGUCCGUACCUUCACAGAAAGUCAUAAAGCUAAGAUGGCUGAGUAUAUGAGGAAACGAUUCAGAGAUGAUCCGAUCUUUAGAAGCAGAAAAAAAUCAAACAUCAGGAAUCAAUUCAGAGAUGAUCAGGACUUUAGAAGCAGAAAAAAAUCAAACAUCAGGAAUCGAUUCAGAAACGAUCCAGUCUUCAGAAGCAAACACAAAAAAAUAAUGCGUGAAUAUAUGAAGGCGAAGUAUCAUAGUGAGCCUGCUUAUCGAGCAAAACAUAAAGAAAAAUGUGCUGCAAACAGAAGAGGCAGAUUAACAACAGAAGCACGUUCCAAAAAUGUAACACUGCAGCAUGCUUUGCGAAUCAGAAACAAGUAUAAAAGAAACGUAAGCUUCCACCUUGAAACUCCAAGCCCUCUGAUAACUGACGAAAUGAAAGCUGCGAUACGAAACUUUUAUAAGAACAUUAAAAACGGACCCACAUAUGUUUGCACUGUGUGUCACAGAGCUCUUUUCCCCAAUCAAGUAAAGCACUGUAAACGAGAUAAGUACACCAAGAAUAUGCGUGUAGUAGCUGAUUCUCUAACCGGUACAUAUGUUCAUGUGUGUGGAUCUGCAUGCUCAACCCCAUGUUCUGUACCUCAAGAGAGGAAGGGGGAGUGGAUCUGCUACACGUGUGACAGCCAUCUAACCAGAGGAAAGAUGCCAUCGAUUGCUGCUGUUAAUAACCUUCACCUAGCUUCUGUUCCACCAGAGCUUGCGGAAUUGAAUGUACUUGAACGGCAAUUAAUUGCAAAAAUUCUACCUUUUGCAAAAAUUGUUUCUUUGCCCAAGGGACAGCAAAGGGCAAUACAUGGAGCAGUUGUCUGUGUUCCUUCUGACAUGGAAACAGUUGUAAACAGUCUUCCGAGGCCCCGUGAGGAAGCCCAGCUUUUACAGGUGAAGCUAAAGAGAAAAACCAAGUAUAAAGGGUACCAAUACUUUUACACAGUAAACAUGAAAAAUGUCUUAGCUGCACUGACGAAGCUUAAAGAUAGUCAUCCAGAUUACAAAGAGAUAAGUAUAAAUGAAAGUGCAACAUUUGAAGAUUUCCAAGAGGAUCAGCAAGUUGAGGACUUGGAAACAGAAGCAGCGGAGACUGAAAUGGAUAUAGAAGCAGACCAGCAACCUGACCACAUAGGGAUAGAGCAUCAGGCACUUCGACCUGGUCUGAUCUUGGACACCUGCAUGCAGCCUCCUGACAUAGCACAGGAAGUAUUGUCAUAUGGAGAAGGGAUUUUCAGCAUUGCGCCGGCUCAGGGGAACAAGCCCAUCUCCUUCUUCAGUGUUCCAAGACUUGAAGCAAAUGCUUAUCCCGUACAUUUCCCAACUGGAAUAAACACAUUAGAUGAAGCCCGCCGUGUUGCACUUUCACCGAGUAUGUAUUUCAAUGUACGACUUUUCUCAAUAGAUAUUUGUCACGGAAACUCAUAUUGCCAAUAG
Molecule: messenger RNA, 6085 nt
Organism: Xiphophorus hellerii (green swordtail)
Lineage: Eukaryota; Metazoa; Chordata; Actinopteri; Cyprinodontiformes; Poeciliidae
Exons: 14
Coding region: 2159-6085 (1308 amino acids)
Source: RefSeq, a predicted model, not a curated record